Molecule: messenger RNA, 2154 nt
Organism: Castor canadensis (American beaver)
Lineage: Eukaryota; Metazoa; Chordata; Mammalia; Rodentia; Castoridae
Gene: Mdh2
Product: malate dehydrogenase 2
Biological process (GO): malate metabolic process; tricarboxylic acid cycle
Cellular component (GO): mitochondrion; cytoplasm
Molecular function (GO): L-malate dehydrogenase (NAD+) activity
Source: RefSeq, a predicted model, not a curated record
GGGCGUGACCGGAAGGCGGGUCGCUCUCGCGAGACCAGGCGAAGAGGAGCCGGGCUGCACUGCGCAGUGUGGAGGUCGUUGGAGUCACUUGUGCAUUGCCAGCUUCUUCUCCUGCAGGUCCGCGCCCCGCCCGCCCCAGCCAUGUUCUUCGCCUUCGCCCGGCCUGCUGGCGCCGCUCUCCGCCGUAGUUUCAGCACCUCGACCCAGAACAGUGCUAAAGUAGCCGUGCUUGGGGCUUCAGGAGGAAUCGGACAGCCCCUUUCACUCCUUCUGAAGAACAGCCCCUUAGUGAGCCGCUUGACCCUCUACGAUAUCGCCCACACACCUGGGGUUGCUGCAGACCUGAGCCACAUCGAGACCAGAGCGAAAGUGAAAGGCUACCUGGGACCUGAACAGCUUCCAGACUGCCUGAAGGGAUGUGACGUUGUGGUGAUUCCAGCUGGAGUCCCCAGAAAGCCAGGCAUGACACGGGAUGACCUGUUCAACACCAACGCCACAAUUGUGGCUACCCUGACCACCGCCUGCGCCCAGCAUUGCCCUGAAGCCAUGAUCUGUAUCAUUUCCAACCCGGUCAACUCCACCAUCCCCAUCACAGCAGAAGUGUUCAAGAAGCAUGGCGUCUACAACCCCAACAAGAUCUUCGGUGUGACCACCCUGGACAUUGUCAGAGCCAACACUUUUGUAGCAGAGCUGAAGGGUUUGGAUCCAGCUCGAGUCAGUGUUCCUGUCAUCGGUGGCCAUGCUGGGAAAACCAUCAUCCCCCUGAUCUCCCAGUGCACUCCCAAGGUGGACUUUCCCCAAGACCAAUUGGCGACACUCACUGGGAGGAUCCAGGAGGCCGGCACAGAGGUGGUGAAGGCUAAGGCUGGUGCAGGCUCUGCCACCCUGUCCAUGGCGUAUGCUGGUGCCCGCUUCGUCUUCUCUCUUGUGGAUGCUAUGAACGGGAAGGAAGGAGUUGUGGAGUGCUCCUUCGUUAAGUCACAGGAGACAGACUGCGCCUACUUCUCCACGCCCUUGCUGCUGGGGAAAAAGGGCCUGGAGAAGAACCUGGGCAUCGGCAAAAUCAGCCCUUUCGAGGAGAAGAUGAUCGCCGACGCCAUUCCUGAGCUGAAAGCCUCCAUCAAGAAGGGAGAAGACUUCGUUAAGAGCAUGAAGUGAGGCUCUGCAGUGGGCACCUUUGCUCAUUGUGGCAUGCUGUCACUGGAGAGCCAUUUCAGAGACCUCUGUGUUGUCAGUUGCUUCCGUGAUGGUUAUCAGUCGUAUUAGCACCACCAUCCCUUCAAAUUGUGGCUGGUCUGUUGGUGCAACAAUAAAAGCAGACUCUGAUUUUCUUUUUCAAGGUCCCCUCUAUACAUGUCCUUUUUCCCCAUCAGCUGACCAGAGUGUCUUUCACCACUUCUCAUGGCCAAUCAGAACUAGAUGGUACUUAAAUGUUAGGGGAGGCAUCAGUAGCUUCCAGAAUGUCUAAGGUUUGCUUAUGAAGUAGGAUAAAAUGCUCAAAGUCUGUUGGUCCCUGCUCCUGAGCUCUGUGUGCUCACCCAUAAGUAGGUCAACCUGCCAGUUCUUAGCCUGUACUUUUGCCCUCACCUUGGUAGCCCAGCAGCCAGUGUCAGGCUAAGCAGACUGCAUCAUCUCACUGAGCUGCCUUGGCUGGCCUCUGUCCUCUUCCAAGUCUCAUCCUCUUCUGUCAGCCCUGCUGUUCGGUGACGGAUGGCCAGAGUUGUAGGAAAUGGGGGUUGGGAACAGAGGCACCAGAAUGCCAGCUGCUCCCUCAGAGCUGAGGACACCACCAGCUAGCCUUAGAUUUUCUUAAGGGCCUAAAGAAAGGACUUGGUUGGGUUGAGGUUUAGGGAAUUAAGGGGCCAUUUCGUUCCCUUUAGUGUUGGGGACAGCCUGUUCUCCAGAAGCUGUGGCCCCUGGAGUGGAAACAGCUCUGUACUUGAGAAGGAACUUUUCCAUCAUAGAAAAGUUCUAUGGGGGGGUGGGGUGUUAUUCAAACAGCCUGGUUUUUUUAAACUAAAACUGAAAAUGAUUUUAUCAUAAAAUGACUUUGAGAUGAGGGGUAGAGCACUUGCUUGCAUACACAAGGCCCUGGGCUUCAUCCCCAACACUGUAAAAAUAGGAGUAAUAUGUGCUCGUUGUGUGAAACCUAAA